Molecule: messenger RNA, 1581 nt
Organism: Penicillium cataractarum
Lineage: Eukaryota; Fungi; Ascomycota; Eurotiomycetes; Eurotiales; Aspergillaceae
Product: sugar porter family MFS transporter
Exons: 3
Coding region: 1-1581 (526 amino acids)
Biological process (GO): carbohydrate transport; transmembrane transport
Cellular component (GO): membrane
Molecular function (GO): carbohydrate:proton symporter activity
Source: RefSeq, a predicted model, not a curated record
AUGGGCUUGAAGCCGUAUAUGGGCCUUCGAGGCAAUGCCCUCCUCAGGGCUGCUGUCAUGCUGGUCGUGUGCCCAACUUUUACCUGCUAUGGAUACAAUAUGAGUGUGGCAGGUGGCCUCUUGACGCUUCCUGCUUUCAAUACCCAGUUUCCCCGGAUGGAUACGAUUACUACAACUGGAGCACAGCAGGCUGAGAACUCGACUAUUCAAGGCACUGUCAUCGCCCUCUACACUGUCGGCGGUAUCUUCGGCGCCCUGUCAUGCGUCUACCUGGGCGAUCUGCUCGGACGCAAGAAGGUCAUCUUCUGGACCAACUUCAUCACCAUUAUUGGCGCAAUCCUCAUGGCAACCUCCUUCGACUUUGUCCAAUUCAUCAUCGCACGACUAGUCCUUGGUCUGGGUAUUGGUGGCUACGUCGCCACCGUCCCAGUUUGGCAAUCCGAGAUCUCCCCUGCACACAAGCGUGGCUCCAACGUUGUCACCGAUGGUAUCUUCGUCGGUCUCGGCGUUACUCUCGCCCUGUGGAUUGACCUGGGCUUCUACUUUGUCAAGGGUAGUUCCGUGUCGUGGCGGUUCCCGCUUGCCUUCCAGGUCGUGCUGUCGGCUAUUGCUAUGAUUUUCAUCACGGUGAUGCCCGAGUCUCCUCGCUGGUUGAUCAAGACUGGCCGGAUUGAUGAGGCUCGCGAGGUUCUUGCUGCUCUGCUUGAGCUUGAGCCUCACUGUUCUACCAUCACGGAUACUAUCCAUGAGAUUCAGACUACCCUGGCUGUCUGUGGAAAUACCUCUUGGACUGCUAUGUUCACCAAUGGCGAACAGCGUCUGUUCCACCGUGCCUAUCUGGCUGCUACCGGUCAGAUGUUCCAGCAGAUGUGUGGUGUGAACUUGAUCACUUACUAUGCUACUACUAUCUUCGAGCAAUACCUCGGCACCGACGCAGUCAAGUCCCGCAUCCUCGCCGCAGCAAUGGGUCUCAUGCAACCCUUCGGCGGCUACCUAGCCUACUACACAAUCGACCGACUCGGCCGCCGCCCACUCAUGCUCUGGAGCGCCGGCGCAAUGUCAAUCUGCAUGGCCGUCCUCGCCGGUACUACCUCCCCACCCGCGAAAUCCAGCACCGCCGCCCUAGUCAUCGCCGUCAUCGCCCUCUACUGCUUCCAAUUCAUCUUCACCGUCGGCUACUCAGGCCUAACCUUCCUCUAUGCCGCGGAAAUGGCGCCCCUGCAAGUCCGCGCCGCCGUCAGCGCCGUCUCCACCGCCACCGUGUGGACCUUCAACUUCCUUCUCGCAGAGGUGACGCCGAUUGGCUUUGCGUCGAUCUCGAAUAACUAUUAUAUUAUCUUCGCGGUGAUCAAUGCUUUGAUCGUGCCGUCUGUUUACUUCUUUUUCCCCGAGACCAAGGGUCGCUCGCUCGAGGAGAUUGAUGAGAUUUUCGCGCAGUCCAAGAGUAUCUUUGAUCCGCCCAAGGUGGCCCGCCGGAUGCAGAAGACUCUCAGGGCUCAUCAGCCUGAGGCUGCUGGGGCACAGGAUUCGGAGAGUGGUGGGGAGAAUAAUGAGUAUGUUAAGGAGAGUGUUAAGGCUUAG